Hippocampus zosterae (dwarf seahorse) is the source of this 4265-nucleotide messenger RNA. Its product is annotated as vasoactive intestinal polypeptide receptor-like. The transcript has 13 exons. Gene Ontology annotation, molecular function: peptide hormone binding; G protein-coupled peptide receptor activity; vasoactive intestinal polypeptide receptor activity. The record is from RefSeq and is a predicted model, not a curated record. Gene Ontology annotation, biological process: cell surface receptor signaling pathway; adenylate cyclase-modulating G protein-coupled receptor signaling pathway. Gene Ontology annotation, cellular component: plasma membrane. The coding region runs from base 467 to 1810 and encodes 447 amino acids. Lineage: Eukaryota; Metazoa; Chordata; Actinopteri; Syngnathiformes; Syngnathidae.
UAUCUACGUCCGGUCUUGGAAGUGCGAUGCUCAUAUAAAGUAGCAGUCAGGCACAAUGUUUGCUCUGCAGGUGUACCUAAUGUUGUGGCCGCUGCAAGUGCAAUCGUGACCCACGAGCUUCCCCUCAGCGGCCGUAUAUUAUCCCGUAACACAAACAGCGGAUUCGAAGAAUACAUUUAAAGCAACAAACGAUGGAGGAAGUGAAAUGGAAGGUGUGCGGAAGGUGUGCCCUGCCGCCCAGAGGGCGACUUCCAUUGGUUACUUGUCACUUGGGCGCACUUAGUGGGAGGAGGAGAAGCGCUUCGCCGAAACGCACUCGUGCAUUCGCGCUGCUCUCCGUGCGCAAGAACGCACAAGUCAGCCAGGAGGAAUCGUCCUAAUCCAGUCCUGCCGUAUAUAUAUUUUGACCAAAUAUAUGCAUAUAUUUUUUUUCUUUUUUAGCUGAGCGAUAUUCAUCUAAAGGGAUAUGUUCACGGAACUUUCGAGGAGCUUUUUCAUCCUUGUGUCUUGCAUGCUGCCGCAGCCCGUGUUCCCCAUGCAGAAUCAGAUGUGCGACGUGAUGACGGAGCUCGACAAUGAGAAAGAGUUGUGCCAGGCUCAAAUUGAGAACAAAACAUCAGGCUGCAGCGGGAUGUGGGACAAGAUCACCUGCUGGCCAAAUGCUGACGUUGGGGAGGUGGUCACCAUCCCGUGCCCCAAAUAUCUCUUCUAUUUCUCCAGGGAGAUUCCAACACGUAACCUGUCCAAGACCUGCACGGAAGACGGCUGGACUCCGAUGAGCAGUGACUCCUAUGUAAUUGAUUGCGGCUAUAAUCCCAACAGCACGGUGGAUGAUGAUGAUACGGGAGACUUCUUUGAUGCCGUCAAAGUUGGUUACACCAUCGGUCACAGUGUGUCGCUUAGUUCGCUCACCGUCGCCAUCGUCAUACUGUGCCUCUUCCGGAAGCUUCACUGCACAAGGAACUACAUCCACAUGCAUCUCUUUGUGUCAUUCAUUCUGAAAGCCGUCGCAGUCUUCAUCAAGGACGUCGUUCUGUAUGACGUUGGCGAGACGGACAGUUGCCAUUCAUCUGUGGGCUGCAAGGCAGUGAUGGUCUUCUUCCAAUACGCCAUCAUGGCCAGUUACUUCUGGCUGCUGGUGGAAGGCCUUUAUCUCCACGCUCUCCUCGCUGUCUCCUUCUUCUCGGAGAGGAAAUACUUCUGGUGGUACAUCCUGAUUGGCUGGGUGGCUCCAACCAUCUUUAUCUCAGCGUGGGUGAUCACAAAGGCUUAUUUAAAUGAUCCUGGAUGCUGGGAAAUCAUAGAUGACAAACCUUGGUGGAUCAUCAAAACGCCCAUUCUCGUCACCAUUCUUGUCAACUUUUUCCUCUUCAUCUGUAUCAUUCGGAUUUUACGGCAGAAGAUGAAUUGUCCCGACAUCGGCAGAAAGGAAUCCAAUCAGUACUCGAGACUGGCUAAAUCCACACUGCUCUUGAUACCUCUCUUUGGGAUCAACUACAUCAUCUUUGCCGUCAUCCCGGACCAUAUUCACCCACAGCUGAGGAUGGUGUUUGAUCUUAUCCUGGGGUCCUUUCAGGGUUUCGUCGUUGCCGUCUUGUACUGUUUCCUUAACGGAGAGGUGCAGGCGGAGAUUAAGCGUAAGUGGCGCAGAUGGAUGUUACAGCGCUUCCUGGGCGCAGACACAAAGUACCAGCAGCCCUCCAUAGGCAGCAACGGCAACAACUUUAGCACCCAGAUCACCAUGCUAACCAAAUGCAGCCCCACCGCGCGGCGAGCGUCCGCUUGUCAGGAGCACUUCUCCGCCAUCUGACACGUAAGGGCGACCGCUCGGCUCCGCGCGUACCCAACGUGACAUUACGUACGCGGUCCAAUGAGAUGCGGGUGUCCCUUCAGGUCCGGAGGACCUUUCAAGUUUGGUGUCAUUCCUUCAACUCGCCGUGAAAGUGCGUCACUUGUGUCUUAUAAAGUCAUGCGCGCCCAUAAUGGAAGACGGGAUAGUACAAGUACAAGUCAUAGUACUGUAUAAAGAUAUUUUGAGAGAAUUUUGAUAUUGAAUCGUAAGCGGAUGGGGAGCAAGUCCUAAAAAAAAGGAUGUGUAUUUAAGACCACUUGGGCUAAUGUGUGCAUGAACUUUAACCUUACAGCCCAUGUUGUUUUGUUUAUCGAGAAAAUCCAACGUACUGGAUUUUCAUAUCCAUCCCAAGGCUUUUUUUUUUUAAUGUGACUUUAUUGCUGGAUGACAUUCCUCAGCAUAGAGAACGAUAAAGCUUCUCGGAUUACUAAAGCUUUUACGUAUUUCGCAAAAGCUUACAUAUAAAGGGCUUCCAUUAUGGGUCCAUGACAUGUUGCGCUCUCAGUGACAGUAUUUUGUGGUCACACUGAUUGAUGUCUGUUAUUUUCACCAAGUGGUUCGGUCCAGAAGUAUUUGGGACAGCCUUUAUAUACGCCUCUAGGAGGCAGCCUCCCGAGUGCUUCUCACAUCCGAUCACGGUUCUGAGAUUGGGGGGUUUUCGCCGGGUACUCUUGGCAUCCGCCCGCAUUCCAAAAUCGUGCACGUUAGGUUGAUUGAAGACUCAAAAUCGGCCAUUGGUGGGAAUGUGAAUGACUGUCGUGUCUCUAUGGCCUGCUAUUGGCCAGUGACCAGUCUGGUGGCGUGUCCUCGCCCAAUGUCAGACGGGAAAGGCUCAAGCCCACUCAUGGCCAGGGUUCUAAAUCACUAGCCAAAUCUAUACUGCUGUCCUGCAAUCUUAGGCUUGGAGCUGGGGCGAGCACCAAGCUCAUCAGACAGACUGUUCAUAGAAAUAUGUCCUGCAUCCUCCUCUGCACACUACGUUGUCAUUGUAAGUGUUGCGCUGAGGCGACUCUUCAUUUAGUUGAACAAAGUUAAGGCACACUUGCGAUCGGCGCGUAAGCGUGUGCGGUUGUUCUUUGUGGCGCUCUGCUUCUUCCUGUCGGCGGAUGUGGCGCCAUCACGGGGAAGCAGAAAUUUAAAAUGCAAAUAAUUGCGGGAGAAUUGGAAUGUUCAUCCAAGCGAUUCUCAAUGACUCGAUUGCCUCGUGCAUCACAAGCUAUAAUGAGGGGUUUUUAGAAAAAAAAAAAGAAUUAAUUUAGAACACUGCUCAUGACCACAAUGAGCACGGAAAGUUGAUCGAAAUGCACGCCGAGAUGGAUAGACUGUUGCAGCGUAACCCCCGCAUGGGCUUGACCUAUAAAACAAUCAACGCGAGUCGACCUACCGUCGACUUUCAAUUUCAAGAUGUUUCACAAAAACAAGGCUUUUAUUCAUGAUUUAGUGAUUACAAUUCAAGUGACUGAGAGUCACUCGGUGAGCGUAUGUGACAACGGACUUGUUUUCGCAUUUUGCAGGUCUAUUUUGCAGCCUUCUCGGAAAAUUUGCUGUGGCUUUUUUUUUUUUAAUUGGUUUUCCCGCAUCUAUUUUCAGACACGAUGUGCAGCGCAAUCUCUUCUGUCGCCUUAUUUACGAUUUUGCAUGCCCUAUUUUUGGUACACAUACACGGCAGCAUCGCCCCCCCCCCCCCUUUUUAACCCACCAAAAAGUGUUGAAAGCUAGCUGCGACUACUCGUGAGGUUUUUGCCCUGUUCUUUGGUGCUGUCAAUUUCAUAAGAACUGCUAUUGGAUUCAUAAAAAUUAACUAUUGUAUAAAUGCUGUCAAUGUCGAGGUAAAAAAAAUAAUAAUAAUAAUAAAAAUGUAUCACUUCACAUCCCCAGGUCAGCAUUUCCCCUGUUUGGAUAAUCUGAUGAAUUUGGUUGAGUCUAUCAGCAAAAUAUCGAUGCAUUAGCAGUUUGGUUGUGGCCGUCGGGGUCAACGUAAUUAAAGAGUAUGAGGACGCUUCUGCAGCUGCUUCUUGGCUCCGGGCUUGUUUGAUAAGAUCUAAAGAGGACAUUUAAUGCCACAUCCUGCUCCAUUUACGUGAACUCACUGAAAGUACCUCAGACGAAACGUCUCUCUCGCUCGCACGCGCACACACAUUGUGAACCGAGGCUACUUGUAAAUAAGGGGAAAGUGUCCGUUUAUGGCUCGUUUUAUCGCGACGACUUCUAUGCUCAGGUGUCAACUGGAAAUCAAUGUUUACUUUUAAGGCUACGUAUUGUUCACUCCUGGUGUUUGCAUGAUGUCAACAGUUGAGUGUGUCGUCUACGGGGUGCCCUGUAAAUAUUGUGUCAAAACUGCUUCCUGUAUAGUAUUUGGAAAUUUAGUCGAGAAAAUGCCUGUGCAAGAUGAAUAAAAUUUCAACCGUUUGCA